Molecule: messenger RNA, 6667 nt
Organism: Pygocentrus nattereri (red-bellied piranha)
Lineage: Eukaryota; Metazoa; Chordata; Actinopteri; Characiformes; Serrasalmidae
Product: plexin-A2-like
Exons: 32
Coding region: 289-5973 (1894 amino acids)
Biological process (GO): positive regulation of axonogenesis; semaphorin-plexin signaling pathway involved in axon guidance; regulation of GTPase activity
Cellular component (GO): semaphorin receptor complex
Molecular function (GO): protein binding; semaphorin receptor activity
Source: RefSeq, a predicted model, not a curated record
GGAGAGCGGAGAGCUCCGGCUGCGCGUGCGGAGGGAGAGGUCCACUCAUUCAUUCAGGAGACCGGGAUGUGCUAGCCCGCCGGAGCGCGCGAGGAGCCGCAUCCCGCUCGCAGAUCAGCGCGUGACCUGCUCGCUUACCGGACGUCCUCGGCGGGAGGCUCGUGAACCACCUGCGGUUCGGCUCAUGAUGUGACUGUUGAGCUUCAGCCUACCUGCAGGGGGGAGACAAAGAGCUUGUUUUGGUGUUUGGCAAAGCUGGGCUGCUGAGUUUGUGCAAAUUCUCUAAGAAUGGAGCUACGCCACAGCACCACACUUCGCCGUCGUCUCAACUUGAGCUUCGAGUUUGUCUCCUGCCUUUGGUUUGUUGCAUCGUCCAUCUGCUCCGCCCAAACCAUGAACACAUUCCAGUUGGACAGGAGAGACUGGAGCCUGAAUCAUCUCGCUGUCCACCAGUCAACUGGCAUGGUUUACCUGGGCGGAGUCAACCGUAUCUAUAAGCUUUCGCCUGAACUCGAUCUUCUGGUGACCCACAACACCGGACCUGAGCUGGACAACCAGGCCUGUUACCCUCCGCUGAUAAUGCAGCCGUGCUCUGAGCCGCUCUCGUACACCAACAACGUCAACAAGCUGCUGCUGAUCGACCACUCACAGAACCGGCUGCUAGCCUGUGGAAGCCUUUACCAAGGCGUUUGCAAGUUGCUCAGGUUGGACGACUUGUUCGUCCUGGCCGAACCGUCCCAUAAGAAAGAGCACUACUUCUCUAGUGUCAACCGUACGGGCGGCAUGUGUGGAGUGAUUGUUAGCCAUCACGAUCCCCGCGGUUCCCGUGGCGAUGCUACGCUCUACAUUGGCACAGCCGUUGGAGGAAAGCAGGACUACUUCCCCACCAUCUCGGCCCGCAAGCUGCCCAAGGACCCUGAGUCGGCAGCCAUGCUGGAUUACGAGCUUCACACGGACUUCCUGUCAUCGCUGGUAAAGAUACCCUCAGACACGCUAGCGCUAGUCGCGCAGUUCGACAUCUACUACGUAUACGGCUUUGCUAGCGGCGGAUUCGUCUAUUUCCUGACGGUGCAGCCAGAGACCUCGGAUGCCGGUGGCUCACCUGGUGAUCUUUUCUACACUUCGCGCAUCGUACGACUCUGCAAAGGCGACAACAAGUUCCACUCGUACGUCUCACUGCCUAUUGGUUGCGUCCAGAAGGGGGUGGAGUACCGGCUCCUGCAGGCAGCGUACCUGGCCAAGGCCGGCAGCGUCCUGGCCAAAGCGCUAAACGCGAGUGAACAGGACGACGUGCUCUUCGCCGUUUUUUCCAAAGGACAGAAACAGUACCAGAGGCCCUCGGAUGACUCUGCACUUUGCCUGUUCACCAUCCGGGACAUCAAUUUGCGGAUUAAGGAGAGGCUGCGCUCUUGCUAUCAGGGUGAGGGCAAUUUGGAGCUGCACUGGCUGCUGGGAAAGGAUGUCCAGUGCACGAAAGCGCCUGUCCCCAUAGAUGACCAUUUCUGUGGUUUGGACAUUAACCAGCCUCUGGGCGGCUCUGAGCUCGUCACAGGACACACAGUUUACACGGAAACAGCUGAGCGAUUGACUGCGGUGUCCGCUUACAUCUACGAUGGCUACUGCAUCGGCUUCCUCGGCACGCGUGCCGGAAACAUCCGGAAGGUGCGUGUAGACGGGGCUGUAGGUGUUGUGUAUGAGUCGGUGCGGGUGAUGAAGGAUGGGAGCACCAUUCUGCCGGACAUGGCCUUCUCCCUCAACCACCACCACCUCUACACCAUCAGCCACACUCAGGUGACCCAAGUGCCAGUGGAGUUCUGUGAGCAGUACAGCAGGUGUGGGGAGUGUCUGAGCUCUGGAGACCCUCACUGCGGCUGGUGUGUUCUCCACAACAAGUGUAUGAGGCGGGACAGGUGCGAGAGAUCGGACGAGCCGUUCCGAUUCGCUGAUGAGAUCGAGCGGUGUGUUAAAGUCACCGCCUACCCAGACAGCAUCGCCAUGUCCGAGCACAGUGUCCCGCUCCUGCUGGAGGUCAGUAAUGUCCCUGACCUCUCAGCUGGUGUCAGCUGCUCUUUCGGAAACCUGGCAGAGGUUGAAGGUCACGUCAACGGGAACAGGGUCAUGUGUCUGUCUCCGACGGCCAAGGAAGUUCCACUCAUACCUGCAGAUCAAGACUGGUCAGGUGUGGAGUUGAGGGUGAUUUCUAAAGAGACUGGUCAGAUGGUGGCCAGCACAGAGGUUAAAUUCUAUAACUGCAGUAUGCACAGCAUGUGUUUAUCGUGUGUGAGCAGUUUGUUCCGCUGCCACUGGUGUAAAUACAGAAACACCUGCACACACGACCCAACCAGCUGCUCGUUCCAGGAGGGACACGUCAACACAUCAGAGGACUGUCCUCAGCUGGUGCGCGGUGGGGAGAUCGUGAUUCCUGCGGGUGAGAUCAGGCCGAUCACGCUGAAGGCCCGGAACCUUCCACAGCCGCAGUCGGGACAGAGAGGAUACGAGUGCGUGUUACACAUCCAGGGCGUCAGUCACAGAGUGACCGCUCUGCGCUUCAACAGCACCAGCGUCCAGUGCCAGAACAGCUCAUAUAUGUAUGAAGGGCUGAAGCUCAGUGAGCUGGCGGUGGAUCUGUCCAUUGUGUGGAACAGCAACUUCAUCAUCGACAACCCGGAGAGAAUGAAAGUACACCUGUAUAAGUGCAGUGCUCAGAGGGAGAGCUGUGGGCUGUGUCUGAAGGCUGACCAGCGCUUCGGCUGUGGUUGGUGUGCCGGAGAGAGUCGCUGUACGCUGCGUAAACACUGCCCGUCACUUGCCGGACGCUGGUUGGAACCGACCGGACACAACAGCAAGUGCACGCACCCUCGCAUCACUGAGGUGACCCCUCUAGCUGGUCCUCCAGAGGGGGGUACACUGGUGACCAUUCGUGGUAUAAACCUGGGCAUGACUCUGUCGGAGCUGCAGGGCAGGAUGGAGGUGGCAGGAGUGCCGUGUUCCGCCCAAUCAGAGGGAUACAUCACCGCCGAACAGGUGGUGUGUGAGAUGGACUCUGCGCUGCCGGUCAGUGGACCCGGUCCUGUUCAUCUGUGUGUGGGAGAAUGCAGACCAGAACUUCGCACACACUCCUCUCAGAUCUAUACAUUCGUGACCCCCAGGGUGUUAGGACUGACCCCAGGCCGGGGACCCAUUUCUGGAGGAACUAAAGUGACCAUCAUGGGGGAACACCUGGACUCGGGCAGCAGUGUGCACGUUCGCUUCGGCAACGAAACCUGCGAGUUUUACAGGCGGAGCGCCAAUGAAAUCGUGUGUUUCUCAGCACCCUCUACGUACGAGGAAGGGUCAGUGGAGGUGCGGGUGAACGUGGACCGAGCUGAACUCAGCAGCAAACUGAGCUUUGAGUACAUUGAGGACCCCACAGUGCUGCGCAUAGAGCCUGAGUGGAGCAUCACCAGUGGUCACACCACCCUGACUGUGACUGGAACAAAUCUGGACGUGGUACAGGAGCCUCGGGUCCGGGUCAAAUAUGCUGGUCACGAGUCUGUCAACGUAUGUAAAGUGGUCAACUCCACCACUAUCAGCUGUUUUGCUCCGUCUCUGAUGGCUGACCACGCCCCUGUCCAGGAAUCCAUAAAGCAUGCUGAUGAAUUUGGUUUCGUCUUCAAUAAUGUCCAGGCCCUGCUGACCUACAACAGCACCAGCUUCAUCUACUACCCAAAUCCCUCAUUCGAGCCACUCAGCCUGACUGGCGUGCUGGAGCAGAAACCCGGAUCACCCAUCAUCCUCAAAGGCAGGAAUCUGGUGCCGCCGGCGUUUGGGGGGUCCAGACUGAACUACACUGUUUUGGUGGGAGACACACCGUGCCCCGUCACCAUCUCUGAGCAUCAGCUGCUGUGUGAGCCGCCCACUCUCAGCGGUCAGCACAAAGUAACGGUUCAGGUUGGUGGUCUCCUGGUGUCCCCCGGUUCGGUCCACAUCCAGUCGGACAGUCUCUUGACCCUGCCGGCCAUCCUCAGUAUCGCGGCCGGAGGUGGGCUGCUCUUCAUCAUCGUCAUCCUCGUCCUCAUUGCGUACCGCCGCAAAUCACAUGAAAAUGACCUCACACUCAAGCGGCUGCAGAUGCAGAUGGACAACUUGGAGUCCAGAGUGGCUCUGGAGUGUAAAGAGGCUUUUGCGGAGCUGCAGACAGAUAUAAAUGAGUUGACGAGUGAUCUGGACCGAGCUGGAAUCCCACACCUAGAAUACCGGACUUACAUCAUGAGGGUCCUGUUCCCUGGCAUGGACGACCACCCAGUACUCCGAGAACUGGAGGUGGCGGGCUGCGGUCAGCAGCGAGUGGAAAAGGCUCUGAAGCUGUUCGCUCAGUUGGUGAACAAUAAGACCUUCCUGCUGACGUUCAUCCGCACCCUGGAGCUGCAGCGGUCCUUCUCCAUGCGAGACAGGGGCUACCUGGCCUCGCUCAUAAUGACCGCCCUGCAGGCCAGGCUGGAGUUCGCCACUGACCUGCUCAAGCAGCUGCUCUCUGACCUCAUCCUGAAGAACAUGGAGAGCAAGAACCACCCCAAACUGCUGUUGCGCAGGACAGAGUCAGUGGCAGAAAAGAUGCUGACUAAUUGGUUUGCAUUCCUGCUUCACAAGUUUCUGAAGGAGUGUGCUGGUGAGCCUCUGUUCAUGCUGUAUUGCGCUAUAAAGCAGCAGAUGGAGAAAGGCCCCAUAGACGCCAUCACAGGAGAAGCGCGUUACUCUCUCAGUGAAGACAAACUCAUCCGUCAACAGAUAGAGUACAAAAUACUGACUCUGAGCUGUGUGAGCCCCGAUAAUGAGAACGGCACUGAGAUCCCAGUCAAAGUGCUGAACUGUGACACCAUCACUCAGGUGAAGGAGAAGAUUCUGGACGCCAUUUAUAAAAACAUCCCGUACUCCCAAAGGCCACGGGCAGCGGACAUGGAUCUGGAGUGGCGUCAGGGUCGCACGGCGCGCGUGGUUCUCCAGGACGAGGACAUCACCACCAAGAUUGAAAACGACUGGAAACGACUCAACACACUCAUGCACUAUCAGGUUUCUGACCGCUGUGUGGUCGCUCUGGUGCCGAAGCAGACGUCGUCCUACAACAUCCCGACAUCGGCCAGUUUCCCUCGCAGCUUCAGCAGAUACGACACGGUUCUCCGCUCGGCGUCGGCUGGCAGUCCGGAGAGCAUGCGCUCGCGGGCCCCGAUGAUUACGCCCGACCUGGAGAGCGGAGUGAAGGUUUGGCACCUGGUCAAAAACCACGAGCACGGAGACCAGAAGGAGGCAGAACGGGGCAGCAAGAUGGUGUCUGAAAUCUACCUGACCCGACUGCUGGCCACCAAGGGCACGUUACAGAAGUUUGUGGAUGAUCUGUUCGAGACGUUGUUCAGCACCGUUCACCGUGGAAGCGCCCUGCCACUUGCCAUUAAAUACAUGUUUGAUUUUCUGGACGAACAGGCAGAUAAACACGGCAUUCAUGACCCCGACGUGCGGCACACUUGGAAGAGCAACUGUCUCCCUCUGCGCUUCUGGGUGAACGUGAUCAAAAACCCGCAGUUUGUGUUCGACAUUCAUAAGAGCAGCAUAACGGACGCGUGUCUGUCAGUGGUGGCUCAGACGUUCAUGGACUCCUGCUCGACGUCGGAGCAUCGCCUGGGCAAAGACUCGCCCUCCAACAAGCUGCUCUACGCUAAAGACAUCCCGCAUUACAAGAGCUGGGUGGAGAGGUACUACGCUGAUAUCAGCCGCCUGCCAGCCAUCAGUGAUCAGGACAUGAACGCGUACCUGGCAGAGCAGGCGCGUCUCCAUUCACAUGAAUUCAACAUGAUGAGUGCCCUGCAUGAAAUCUACGCCUACGUCAACAAAUACAGCCAAGAGAUAAUAGAGGCUCUGGAGCAGGACGAGCUGGCUCAGAAACAGAGGCUUGCCUACAAGCUGGAACAACUCAUCGCUGCCAUGGCAACCGAAAGCUGAUCUGAGAUCAGCCCUCCAGAACAGACGGACGGACGCAGGUCACCUACUGAGAGCAGACCUGACGUCAGCCUACGGUCACAGAGACACCUGCAUUCAUUCACAAAGACAGCAAGACUGAUUUUACUGUCCACUCGGAUACAUAGUGCCAUCUACAGGCCGCUUUGAGGAGUGCGGAACAGGCUCCUGCUGUCGGUCGGGAUUAAAUCAAUCAAACUGUGGCUUUUUAGGAAAUCAGCUGAAGGAAAACUGUCUGAGGCUGAAAUGUGAAGGAAACGGUUAAUGAAGGCGUAAAAUUAUAAUUACUGAAAUAAAUAGAAUUACAUGUUACACCCUUAAGGUUUGCAAAGGAUUCUGGUUUACAUGCAUGGAAGGAAAGAUGUCCCUGCUUAAUUGUUCAUAUUUGUCAGCAUAUUUUGUUGAAAUCAUGUGUUUCAAGGCCUGUCGUGGAUGUCGGAGCACUGCGUGAAUCUGAGAGCUGGAAUAUUAUAAUAAUUGUGGCUGUAGUCCCUGUUCACCACGUUUCGUUGCCAUCAGGUGGCAGAAUCCAGCCGAUUACUGACCAUUCUGCUGUACAACCAGUAAAUAAGCUCUUUAUACUGACCGUGAUUUUAAAUAGUGCUGAAAAUCAUGUCAUUGCAAAACACAGGUUUGUAUGUAUGCAUGUACAUAUGUAUGUAUGCGUGUUGUGUUUACA